GAGAGGAAUGUGUUCUGACUCCCAGUGUCCCAGAUAAGGGAAAAAGGCAGGAAUGGAGGAAUGGAGGAGAACAAGAACACGGAGAAGUGCAAGGCCUACACGGAAGUAGAUAUCAAGCAACACUCAGCCUCGCCGUAUAAUUCUAGAUGACCUCCUUUCGAUUCAUGGGACUUUAGUCAUUUGACUGAUAGUGAAAUGGAGACCGUGGUCAUUGUGGCUAUUGGUGUCCUGGCCACUAUAUUUUUGGCUUCCUUUGUGGCUCUGGUUGUGGUUUGCAGGCAGAGAUACUGCAGAACAAAGAAUCUAUUAACACAUUACAAUAACAAACCAACAGUGGAUUUAAUUGGAGCCAUGGAAACACAGUCAGAACCCUCUGAUCUAGAGCUGGAUGAUGUUGUCAUCACAAACCCUCACAUAGAAGCCAUCUUGGAAGACGAGGACUGGAUUGAGGAUGCCUCAGGUCUGGUGUCCCACUGCAUUGCCAUUCUCAAGAUAUGCCAUACUCUGACAGAGAAGCUGGUCGCUAUGACCAUGGGAUCUGGCGCCAAGAUGAAAUCCUCCUCGAGUCUUAGUGACAUCAUUGUUGUUGCAAAAAGAAUCAGCCCAAGAGUUGAUGAUGUGGUGCGUUCCAUGUAUCCUCCACUGGACCCCAAGCUGCUUGAUGCAAGAACCACUGCCCUCCUACUGUCUGUCAGUCAUCUUGUGCUGGUCACCAAAAAUGCCUGUCACCUGACUGGUGGGAUGGACUGGAUUGACCAAUCACUUUCCGCCGCCGAGGAUCACCUGGCGGUCCUUAGAGAAGCCGCACUGGCAACUGAACCUGAAAGGCCAAUGUCGGGAGCCGACAAUUUUCUGCAGGAGCAAUCUACUAUCUGACCAAUAGUCUGAAGCCAUUCAGUGAUUGUUAGGCGGUACCUACCCUUGGGCAGCCAGUGUCCUGCAGCCUCUCUUUCAUUUCAUUGGCUUUUAACAUAUUGAAAUACUGAAAGUGUUCCAGUCAAUGGAUUCUCAGUGUAAUCCCAGUUCCGCUGACCUCAUGAAGAACUUGGUGAUGACUCCUUCUGUACAACUAAAAUAUUUUCCUUAAUGUGUGUUUUAGUACUGGCUGAGGUACGCCAUGGAUGCGGGAUAGUCCAACCAUCUUCUUGCUAUUUAUUAACUCCUAACUGUUUCCUACAUAAACUAGCACAGCUUAGUUAUUAAUAUGAAGCAUACAAUGUAAUUAAAUACACAUUACACAACUGCCCACCCUUUUGUGUUACCCAUCUUGCACCCACAGUGUUUGGGUGACUACCUACAAGCAGCUCCCCAUACAACCAUAUCCUCAUAUCCACAUACUUAAAUGUCCCUCCAGUGCAACAAUUCAACAAAUGUGGUGAAGAAUAAUUGACACUUUAUAAAACAUUCCAAGAAAGAUGCCCAAACCCAAUCAAACUAUAGAGAAUCAUAGCAUGACCUUGGAUUUUAGUGGGCACACACGUGGGCCAAAUGUUCCUUGCCAUUGCCACCAGUAAGGAGAAGGCUUGGUGCUUUUAUGCAUUCCUAUUGUUUAAGACCAAGAGAGGCUGUACCAGUAAAACCAGCUUGUUCUGACUGUAUACCCAUUGCUGCUCAUAGGCCGGUUCUGCUGAAUGACCCGGGGGGCUUAUAUGCCUACACACAGCAACCCACCCUGUAGCCCCCAACAUUUCUAUUCAGUGCUUCCCGUUCAUACAUUUUUUUAACUUCAUCUACUGAUUUUUGGAUUCAGAAUGUUUUUGAUUCUCCUUUUCUUUCUAUAAUCCGUCUUCUACAGAUGAAAUUCCCUAAGCCCCCUAGGCCUAAGAACCCAUGUUAUUAGUCUUCUAGAAUAGUUUCCACAUGAGCUACAUGUGAUUAACCUCUACUGUUCUACCAUUUAAUGUCUAUAUUUCCCAUUAUGCCAAUACAUUGGUACCAAUUCAGGCAGGACAGGGGAAUUACCUCUAUAAUGGGCAAGCUGGUACAUUUGUGGGUGUAACUAGGGUAGAAUGGGGGUGUGGCCUACGACAUCACUGUUGAAAUGCUGGGCCGUAUUAUACACUACUGAGCACUGUAAUGUAAUUAGCAGGUACUUUAUAAUUGACCUCACAUUGUUUACCAGGGCUGUACCAUAUAUUAGCAUGCAUAGUUAUAUAUUUCCUCUCCAAUGUUUGUAUAGUAAUAACUUCCUUUAUUGCUUAAAGAAAUAUGGCAGUGUUGGCCGUGCAGUAAAACGUCCACUGGCCAAAGAAGGAAAUAAACGUUUUUUUUUUACUAAUAAAA
Xenopus tropicalis (tropical clawed frog) is the source of this 2283-nucleotide messenger RNA. RefSeq names its product transmembrane protein 98 (gene tmem98). Bases 196 to 876 code for a protein of 226 amino acids. The transcript has 8 exons. Lineage: Eukaryota; Metazoa; Chordata; Amphibia; Anura; Pipidae. Gene Ontology annotation, cellular component: membrane; endoplasmic reticulum; endoplasmic reticulum membrane. The record is from RefSeq and is a predicted model, not a curated record.